Physella acuta is the source of this 5481-nucleotide messenger RNA. Its product is annotated as very low-density lipoprotein receptor. Lineage: Eukaryota; Metazoa; Mollusca; Gastropoda; Physidae. Gene Ontology annotation, molecular function: protein binding; calcium ion binding; hormone binding. The record is from RefSeq and is a predicted model, not a curated record. Gene Ontology annotation, biological process: receptor-mediated endocytosis. Gene Ontology annotation, cellular component: plasma membrane; signaling receptor complex; apical plasma membrane.
UUACUCCAAACGUGGUACUGGAUCUUGUAUUAAUGUUAUGAACGUUCAAACCAUAACACGUUUACAAUAAAAGCGCAGUGUGUGUGAACUAGAAUUCUAACCAACGCGCAUGCCCACUGAAAGAGGUAUGGUACGACAGACGUUUGAACUUGAAGAUUUUUGUCAUACGUAACUCAGGAGAUAGCGGCGAGGACUUACAACAUAGAUACGUGGUCACACUGACAGGAAUUAUAACAUAAAUAAAUCGGAAAUUCUAAACAUUUUUUAAAAAUAUAGUGGAUGAUUUUUCACAAAAUGUGGCUUCUUCUCCUGCAACUUGUAUUAGCCGGUGUGGUUUUCAACGUGAAUUUUGUAACAGGAACAUCAGAAGCUUGUCGGGCUGACGAGUUCCAAUGUGCUAGUGGAAGAUGUAUCACGCUAGCCUUCAGGUGUGAUGGGUCGCAAGACUGCCCAGACAACGACGAUUCGGAUGAAAAGGGUUGUCAGGCUACUACUUGUGGUACAGACUAUUUCCGUUGUACAAAUGGGAAGUGCACAUCCAUAAGAUGGCUUUGUGAUGGUACUGAUGACUGUAACGAUGGGUCAGAUGAAACCCCAGCUUUGUGUGCAAAUCGUACUUGCGAUGGAUACAAGUGUAAGGACGGCAUUGAAUGCAUUAGCUCUAGCUGGAAAUGUGAUGGCAAGAAUGACUGUCCUCAGGGGGAUGAUGAAUUAGGUUGUAACAGUCUGUGUGACUCAGAUGAGUUUCAGUGCAAUAACACUAGGUGUAUCACUGGUAGUUGGAAGUGUGACGGUACUGAUGACUGUGGUGACAAUACAGAUGAAAUCGAUUGCCCUGAAGUAAAAGAGUGUGACUUUGAGACAGAAAAGAAAUGCAAUGAUGGAGAAUGCAUCCUCGAACAUUUUUGGUGUGACGGAGACAAGGAUUGUAAGGAUGGAUCGGAUGAGAGCCAUUGCUCCAGUAACCACACAGAAUGUCGUCAAAAUGAGUUUUACUGUUCUUUACCUGCACACGAGGCACGGUGUAUCCAUCUCUCUUGGCUGUGUGAUGGUGAUAUGGACUGUCAAGAUGGAAGUGAUGAACUCAACUGUACAAAACGUGAUUGUCCACCUAAUCACAAGCUCUGCGAUAUUAACCAUUGUAUUUCGAGUGAUUUCUUCUGUGACGGAGAAUUUGACUGUGACGACAAAUCUGACGAAGCCAAUUGUAAUGUUACAAAAUGCAAAUCAGACGAAUUCACAUGUGAUGACAAAACCUGCAUCCCUAGAGAUAAAAUCUGUGAUAAAGUUAAUGAUUGUAGCAAAGGGGAGGAUGAGACCUCCUGUACUAAUGACAGCUGUUUGGAUAAAAAUGGAGGAUGCAUGCACUAUUGCGUCACAGGGGACAAUGGCAAACAUUACUGUAAAUGUAGGGCUGGUUAUGAAGAGGACCCACAGAACCCAAAGAACUGUACAGAUAUUAAUGAAUGUGAAAUACCUGGUACAUGUUCCCAGAUCUGCUACAACACCAAAGGUUCUUACAGGUGUGACUGCAAUGAAGGAUAUGCUUUGACGGACCAUCGCUAUUGCAAAGCCACUGCAGGCAAACACGCAGAGCUAAUUUUGUCAGAUCGUCAUGAGCUGCGUCGCUAUCACCUAGAUACAUUUCAUUACAACAGACUUCUGAACAAAUCUGUCAGUGGGGCUGUUGCCAUGGACUUUGACUUCAGAGAGAACUCUAUCUAUUGGACUGAUAUCGAAUCUGAGAAAAUUUGUGUCACUAAUCUGAAAAAUGGGAAAGAUGAGAUAAAAACAAUUAUUGAAGGAGGUGUUCGCAUGCCAGAUGGUAUUGCUGUUGACUGGGUGCAUCGUAAUCUUUAUUACUCUGACACUGGAUACAACAAGAUUGAGGUAUCUCGCCUGGAUGGCAGCCAUCGUAAGACACUCAUCAGUGAUGAUCUUGAUGAACCAAGGGCAUUGGCUGUAGACCCUGAAAAUGGUUGGAUCUACUGGACAGACUGGGGCAAAACACCUAAGAUUGAAAAAUCUGGUAUGAAUGGUCAAGAGAGGAAGGCUAUUGUAACUCAACGCAUUGUAUGGCCAAAUGGACUCACUAUUGAUUACAUUCAACAACGUUUGUACUGGGUCGAUGCCAAACUACACACGAUCGCAAGUUGUAAUCUAGAGGGAGGAGACUUCAAAAACAUUUACAAAGAUCAUUCAAUACUCGGCCAUCCAUUCGGCAUCACAGUAUUUGAAGACUACCUCUUCUGGACUGACUGGAUGUCCAACGCUGUACAUAAAGUGAACAAAUUUGGCAAAGAAGUAGCAAUCACCAUCGCCCUAAAUCUCAAGUCUCCUAUGGGGAUACAUGUCUAUCAUAUCUCCAGACAGCCAACAGGAACCAAUCACUGUGGGGCUAACAAUGGCGGCUGUACAGACCUGUGUCUGCCUAAACCACGUACCAAUGAUACAACAAAUAGCACCAAAAACUUUGAAUGUGCCUGUUCUAAUGGGAGAAGAUUUGGAGAAGGGGAUCAAAAACACAUUUGCAUUGAUAAUGUUGGUGUUGUUGAGCCCCAAACAACCAAGCUACCAGAGGUUGAUACAGGAAGCCCCAACAGGUUGCCAGGAAAAAAUCCAACUUUGAGACCAACCCCUGAGUCAGUGACAACAGUUGCGCCAAAUGUACAGACGUCUGAACAGACAACUGAAACUGAACUGGAUCAUGGGACUACCAUGGAGGUUGCUAAUGACACCCACACUCUCAUGUCUGUGCAUGAAUCUACUGGAAAUGGAACUGUUACCAUAAUAGCAAUAAUUGUUGUUCUGGUUGUCGGACUACUUGUUGGAGGGGUUGUGUUUGUCUUGAUGAGGAGAUACAAGAAAAGGAACGUUAAGAGCAUGAAUUUUGAUAACCCAGUAUAUAGAAAGACUACAACAGACGAUCAACUCAUCAUGGAGAAAAAUGGCUCUAGGACACAUUUACCAUCUAGUAUGCAACCUUUGACUCAGGACACGGAAACAGUUUGAAAACCUAUUUACAUUUUUCUAAGACUUAUUAACAAAGAAAUAAUACAGCCGAGCUUCUAAAUUGUAACAACACAUUCUACACAUUUUAUUCAUGGAACUCUAAAACCUCCAAAAAUAACCUUAAAUUAUCAUUAUGAAAUUUUGUUUGAAAGAAAUUUAAAAUACAUCAGCGGUGGUAAAAAAAAUUCAAGUGUAGAAUGUUAUAACAGCAAGCACAGAAUAAUUUGCCUGGGCUGUAUCAAAUGCCGAUCUUUACGUCCACCAGUUCAUCUCUCAUAAUUCAACCAGCAAGCCUCUGUGUUCCUCACAACUGCAGUUGCUGUUACAAAGCUCAAGAAGCCGCUCAGUGUAUUUGCAAUAUCGUGCCUUCUCACUGUUCACAACUGAUUCAACUCGCUUAUCAACCCAAAAAGGGGAAACUACUCCCACCUCACGAUUGGAAUUAACAGUGGUUAUCUAGUCAAUGCAUGGUUACAGAAAGCCCAGCAUCAAUGAAUAUUAGAUAACAGUGCUUAGAAUGGCGCUUCACACUCAAGGCACCAAAGACCAAUCUGUCCGGAUACACCAAAUGAUGGACUGAUUGAAGUGAAACUAUAAUGAACUCUCCUAUAAAAACCAAAAUUUAGUUUUUUUUUCUGUAAAGUAUGUUGUUAAUUUCUGUAAUUAUCUUAUGAUAUGCAAUAUGAAGAGCAGGUGUUGCAUAGGUUGAUAUCUGGCUGUGAUUUUUUUGUUAUCGUAAUGUGUGCUACAACAGACAGAAAAAAAACUUAUCUGGUGAGCUAAACAAAUACUCAAUACAUAUCUACAAAUCCUUAAAGGUUCUAAAUUUAUCUUUGUCAGAUUGUAUGGCAGGUUAGCCAUUUCAAUUGUGUAUAAAGUGUGCCAUAAUUCAUUUAAAUUUUUCCUGAAAUUAAUGGAUCUGAGUAAACUUUUCUUUUGUUUAGGUAAGUUUAUCUCUCCUUACUAAUCAUUUAUAACUGACUGAUAGUUACAUUUUGUUUAGUUUACCUUCUAAGGCUGCGAAGUUGUAUUUCCUUAGUUUCUAGGCUUUGUUGGUAGUACCAGGAACUCUUGGGAGGCUGUAUCUAUCCAGAUCUGUUAUCUUGUCAAACCUGCACCAAGCAUUCCAAACAUUUUCCAGCCUCUGGCAUAUGAGAGUACAUGUAGCACUUCACAACUUUUCAGUUCUUCUUUGUUGGCUUGAGGAUUUUCAUUUCUUAUAAACAGACUUCAACCGUAAAUCAUGGUUUGAACUACUUGCUGAAUAUUUUUUCCUUAGUAAUAUGAAAAAGUGUAUUUACUAAGACUUUUUGGGAGUUAUUCUUUAUAGAAUCUGAAAUUUUACUGAAUUUGAGAUAACCAAGCAUUUUUAAUCUAUACCAGUCAUUUUUAUUCCCUGUAAUUCCAUUGUAAAAAUAGAUGUAUAAAAUUAUAAUUGUAAAAUUAGUUAUUUAAAUACAUGUUUUGUUUUCUAAUUAACGGUACCAGUGAUUUUUUUUUGUUAUAAAAUAAACCUUUUGAAUAGUUUUUUCUUCAGUAUUUAACUUUGUUUUUUGAGAUUUGAUAUUGGUUUAUGUACACACUCCCAAUACUUCAGUGCCAAUAUAUAAUUUUUUUGUACAAGAAUGGUUGUUAAAUUAUUGGCUUGCCUAGUUUCUGUGUAGAGCAGGGUAUAUUAAUUUUUUGUGGUAUGAUUAAAAUUUAAAAUUUUAACCUUUAAUUUUGCGCAUUCCUCUUUUUUGAAUUAACAUUUUUCAUAGCAAUGUUAAAAGUUUUGGCUUGCAUAUUCCUUAUAUUAUUACUAACAAUUUUGUUAUGAAAUCAAUUUGUGCAAAAGAAUCUCUAAGUGUAAUUUAACAAUUAAGUUAAGGGUUAAAAAAAAAUAAUGGUAUGCUUCUGAACUUAAGCAAGUAAUUAUGAAUGUAAUUUAUCAGUGUGCAUAAGUGUGUUGCUUUAAAGCUUCAAGUUAAUCUUUGUUGAAAAAAUUAAAACUGGUGAAUGUAGUACAUUAAAUCUCAUUGUUUGCUUGAAUAUUUUUUUAAGCAAAUGUUAUUUCCCAUGUUGGGAAUCUGUUUCUUUUAUAACCUAACCCACUGUUCUGUUUAAUUUAUCCAAUUUUUGAUCCAGCCAUUGAAAUCAAUGCAUUUUCUCCCCACCCACAAUUUCUGAUGAAACUCUGUAUAUGUAUUGUAUUGAAGCUGUCUAUAUGUUAACAAGUGUUUCCCGUUCAAUGUUUAAAUUAUUCCAUUUUUGUUCUAAAUAUAUAUAUGUACAUAAUAAAAUGAAGAUUGAAUGUUUAAAAAACUGUACGAGUGGGUGUAAAAAAACUGGGAUAAUUGUGUACAUAUUUAGUAAGGUUACAUGCUAGAUGGUGUGAUUUAAUCUGAACGUUAUUUAAUCAAAUGGUUUUUUUUUGUGGUAAUGCAUUGUAAAAAAAAAUAUGAAAAUAAAGUUAUUGAUGAAAGUUAA